Molecule: messenger RNA, 3399 nt
Organism: Oreochromis niloticus (Nile tilapia)
Lineage: Eukaryota; Metazoa; Chordata; Actinopteri; Cichliformes; Cichlidae
Exons: 24
Coding region: 322-2709 (795 amino acids)
Biological process (GO): lipid transport; lipoprotein metabolic process
Cellular component (GO): membrane; extracellular region
Molecular function (GO): lipid binding
Source: RefSeq, a predicted model, not a curated record
UGACCGCUCCCAGAUGAGACGAAGACUCACCCUCACCUGGACAACGGGGUACAGGUGAAGCGGACAUCCUCCGCCAGUUUCAAGCGAUAACCCAGAUCUGUGGGAAGUAUCCUCAACCAGUUUCUUUUUCCUUCUGUUUUGUAAUUUGUUUUCCUAGAAAGGAGGGAGGAUCCUGACCUGCGCAGCUCGCUGAGUGAAAACAACCGACAGACAACAAGCAGAGGACACAAAGUCCUUCUGAGGGACUUUUAUAUUUAUAUCCGCUAACCUCUGACAACAAACGGGGCAAGUUCACCGUAACGGAGACAGCAGUUCCCUGUAAUGGAGCGGUACGGUAACCUUGAUUUGGACCUGGAGUGUGAUGGAGGAGCUGUCUCUGCCGCCUUGACAUUACAAAAUCCUGAACUGUCUGCCAGCAAUGACAGUUUAACCAGCAAGUCAAAGGAUAAAUCAGGUGUGCUGGGUGGAUUACAGAAACUAUCUCCCAAACCAAGACAUGUGCAGAGGCCUUCGCAGGAUCUAAAGGACAUUUCAGCCAGUAAUGACAAUCUGUCUGAGGACACCAAUGCAAAGGAGGAUUUGUCCUCAACCGUUAAGAUCUCAGGCAGCAACGACAAUCUGCCUGUGAACAGCAACACUAAGGAGGCAGGUGGGAUGUUUAGCAGUAUGUUUAAAAAAUCCCCAAACCCUCAGGAGGAUUUUGCUGCACCAGAUGAUCUCUCUGGCAGCAAUGACAAGAACCACGCAAAGGAUGAUUUGUCUGUCGAUGAUGAACUCCUUGCUGGUAAUGACAGUGCCGGGGAGAAGUCUUCAAAAGGUGGCGUUGCAAAGGUCUUGAGGAGUCCCUUCACCUCCUCCUCUCAGGAUAAAGAAAAGACUGGCCACUCAGGAGACUCACAGGAGAACAGUUCUGCCACAGGGAAGCCCAAAACCAAGGAGAAUGAAAAGGAGGCAGGCUCAAUAGAAGAAGAUUCAACUGUCAGCAACAAGAAGUCAUCAGGCCAAAAGGAGAAUGCCGUGGUUGGAGCCAUGUCCAAACUGAUAUCUUUCCGCCAAAAAAAAGACACAGAAGAUGCAAAAACACUCAAGGAGAAUGAAAAACAAGUGGGAGAAAAAUUUAAUGCAUCACCCGUCAAAAGUAACAUGAACCAGUACGAAAGAAGGGAAAGGAGUGCAGCUAUCCUGGUCCCAUCCAGACCAACUCAGGAGGAGGUGAAGGGGACGUCGUCACAUGACAAAGUAAAACCAAGAAGAAGUGAGGAUAACAAUGAAGGCAAAGACAUGACCUCCACAGAGAAGAAAGAAAAACCUGCUAAGCCUCCUGCAGUUCCUGCUCGACCAUCAGAAGAGGCUGCAUCGGAUGAUGUAGGGGUGAAUGCAGAUGAGGAAUCUGCAUCCAAGGAGGAAAAGAAUGAAGAAGAGGUCAAGGAAAAAAUGGAGACCAAAGUCAAGAUAAAAAAGAAGCACAACCCGUUCAUGCCUGAUGUAAAGGCCAAAUUGAUACAGAGACGUGCACAAGAAACAGCCCAAGCAGAGAGUGAAGGUGCAAACAGGUCUGUGUUUGACCAGCUAGAGGACUACCGUAUUGGCACUGCCUCAGCUGAAGAUAGUAAUGAUGUGGUUCUUAUGGAAUGGUGGGAAACUGUGGAGCAAUGGAAAGACCCACCUCAACAUAAAGACAUGACAGAAAAAGAAGAGGCCAAGGCGUUUGCUUUGACCGCUGACAAGCUGCAGAAGGGCAUCAGAGUCUUCAACAAACUGUUCACUGAGCGGGCAGAGAGCCUCUGGCAGCAUGUCAUCGACCUCAACGCCAUCGCCGAUGGGCUCGACAAGUUCAGCAAGAACACGAAGAUCGCUCAAAUCACAGGCGGCUCCACCAGCGCCAUUGGGGGCGUCGCCACUGUUGCUGGCCUUGCUCUGGCUCCCUUCACCAUGGGAACUUCCUUGAUUGUGACUGCAGUGGGACUGGGCAUUGCCGCGGCAGGCGGUCUGACAUCAGCAGGUGCCGGCAUCUCCAACCAGGUCAACAACACCAUGGACCGCAAGAAGGUGGAGAAGAUCGUGCAGGACUACCAGGAGAAGAUGGAAGACCUGAACAAGUGCCUGACGUUCAUCAAACAGGGUAUUGAGAACCUGCGCAGAUUUGACCUGAUCAAGAUGAAGAAUAGUGCAUACAAUCAGGACUUCCCUGCACUUACUAGGAGAUUCUAUGAAGAUGGCGCCAUGGCAGGAAAGGCGAUCCUCGUCAAUGCCAAUGAGAUCAUGCGUUUUGUCCAGUUUGCCCAUGUAGCAGGUAGCACCGCAGCCAGAGCAGUCCAGAUUGCUAGUAUGGCAACUGGUGUGCUUACUGGACUCUUUGUAGUUAUGGAUAUCUACUUUGUGUCCAAAGACUCCAAAGAACUCAAGAAAGGGGCAAAAUCAGAGUUUGCUGCCAAAAUCAGGGAGGUGGCGCAACAGCUGCACGACGGUCUGGUGGAGCUGAACUCAAUACACCGAGAGCUGCAGUUCAACUCGCCAGAAAAUAAUGCAGAGAAGACCACCAAAGAUCUGGACAGUAAGAAAAGAGAGAAAGACAACAAAGAAAAGAAAGAGAAGGGUGGAAAAGAUUUGAACAGUGAAAAGAAGGACAAUGACAGCUCAGAUAAAGAUGAAAUCGACCGCAUUAAAAAAGCCAUCAAAAAGGACCUUGAGAACAGAGAAUAUGUUUGACACAUAACUAGGAAGUACUUUCAGCUUUGCUUCCUUGUUAAGGGUUAAAGGAAAACUCAGUCCAAUUCCCAAAAGACAAACAAAUGUUUUGUAUUUUACUAUCUAUGAGGUGGUUGUGCCAGAUUUUUAAAGUAAAACUGCAAUCAGGCGUAUUUUAAUUGUCCAAAAGGAGCCCUUAAAGGUUAAAAUGUUAAGUUAAAUAUCUAAACCUGAAAUAAAGGAUCCGACUUCUUUAAAGAUGCAUUUGCCUUGAUGAUAUUGGUGUUUCAGAUAACAUCAAGAAUGGCUUAUUAGUUUUGUAUAUUUUAAUGAAAAGAGCUAAUUUAAAAAAAGGUAACUGGAUUUUGUACUGCUGCAGCAGCUGUUUGGAAACCCUAGUUUGGACUUUGCUUAAGUUUAUAGCUUGUUUCAAUCUAGUGAGUCAUUCCAUAAAAACUGGCUGCCCCAUUUACCUUCAGGAAUGACUUAGCUGCUCGCAGUGUUUUAAAACAGUCGAACCUCUGUAGACCUAGAAGCUACUGAGCGUGUGCACAGGGACUUACAAUCUAUAACAUUAUUUCCAAAGCGAACAAUUUGUGGUGGUUGUUGUUGUGGUGAUAUGUUAACUGCCUGUCCUUUUGUAAAUGUGUUGCAGUUACCGUAUUUUUCGGACUAUAAGGCGCACUUAAAAUCCUUUAAUUUUCUCAAAAA